Thamnophis sirtalis is the source of this 1263-nucleotide messenger RNA. NCBI's taxonomy places the organism in Eukaryota, Metazoa, Chordata, Lepidosauria, Squamata, Natricidae. The record is from RefSeq and is a predicted model, not a curated record.
AUGAGAUUAAAGAAUUCAGAAUCCCUUCUGAAAAAGAUUCCCUUUCACGGGCAACACGUCCACACUCGAAGGGAAAUCCUACACAAGAUGCAGAAAGUAGCCCUGUUCAAGAUUGAAAGCUACUGGCUCCCCAACUUCUUCAACCAUUGCAAGUUAAGCAUGGAGGAGGAGCCCAAAUGUCUCCAUCUACUCAAGCAGUAUCAGGACCCCUCGCUCCACCUUAGCCUGAAGAGGCAGAAGUUAUUACCUCUGGCUCCAAUGAGCAUCCGAGGAAGCAGCUUGGAUGCUAAAUCCUACUUCAGUUUGAAAAACAAAAGGGAACUUUGGGAUCAGAUGAGAGGCAGGAGCGUUUCUUACAAAGGGAAAAAGAAAGAUGGCCGCAGCCAGAAGCUCAAAUUUCAUAAAGGUAGUCCCAAGAAGCUGACCUUCUCCAGAAAGAGCUUCUCAAGUCCAAGUCCUCCUCGCAAAGAACUCAAGUGGGACUCUGAAGAUGUGACGUCUUUUGAUGAAUCGUUGAACUUCAGAAGCAGUCCGAGCGAGUUCUUCACCUCCCCUGUCUCAGAUGAGUUCCCUGACAAGUUCACCUUCAACAAAUUGCCCUCCUCCACUCCUGUAGUGCAGUUCCCUUCCAUGCUCGCUCUGAAGACUCUCGUCAAGUCUCACCCGUGCUUAGACUUCCUACCUUGGGUACUCACAGCUGACAAAUGCGCCGGACGACCCUUCAGGGAGUUUUUACUGCGGAGGAACUACGCAGUAGAGGUUCAUCUCCUUGACCUGUGGCAUGACCUGGAGGACUUCUUGCGCAUGAUGUUGUGCUCCCUUGGCGAAGGGAACAUCCUUCUGCGCCACGUGAUGGGGGAAAGGAUUUGUGAGCUGUAUCUGACACAGAGCAACAAUUGGCAUCUGCCUCUGAAACUAACAACACUCCAGAGUUUGCAGAAUCUCCUGCCUUCUGGUCAUGUGAUUCCAUGGGUCCUGAAAGCACAGAAGGAAAUCUGUAAGAGUGGAAAGGAGAAGAAACCAACUGCAGAAGAGCCGUAUGACAGAACUGAGAACCUGCGGCUGAUCAAAAGGAUCGCUGAAUCCUUGCAUCUGAGCCAGGCCUUAGCUGGGAUGAGAGACAUUGAUCUUCUGACGCGAGACCACUGGCAACUGUUGGGCAUUCAGGACUUGGCCACGGGAGGCUCUAUUUUCAUGGAAUUGGAACCUGCUGCAUCACAGAUAGGUAAAUUGACAGAGUUGGCUCCGCAACACAGUGUGUAA